Molecule: messenger RNA, 821 nt
Organism: Notodromas monacha
Lineage: Eukaryota; Metazoa; Arthropoda; Ostracoda; Podocopida; Cyprididae
Source: the annotation of a GenBank genome assembly
ACUAUGAGCUGCACAUUUGCUCAAAAAUCACUGUGGGAACUGUUUCACUUCAGCAAACACCACAUAGGACAUGAGGCUGUUUCUCACAGUUUGUGUGGCUGCACUAUGCACCUGGGCCUUUGCCCGAGGCGACAGUGAUUGUCUUUGGAUCGGGCAUGCCCCCUUUUGUUUCGGCAUGUGUCCUGCGGAGUAUCAAGAAAUUGCGUUCGCCAGUAGAGAUCCCGGCAUUGGAGCGUUUCCCGGAUACAGUAUUGAAACGCCGUUUGGACGCAGGUGUUGGACUGGGUCUAAAAAGCUUUGCUGCAACAAUGAAUUCUUUCAAACUUUCAACAUUGAUCUGAGGGGCAAUAAUGCCACAGAAAAGGCUCCAACAACUGAAAGGGAUUCAAGGUUCUUGGAUGACAACAAUUCCAGAAAAGAGCCACCAAGCUUCCCAAGACAACCAGGCAAUCCCAACUUUGGCCCAGAAGGGAGGGAGCCACCAAGCUUUCCCAGACAACCACCAGGCAAUCCCAGCUUUGGCAAUCUGGGGAAAGAAUCCCCAAGUUUCCCUAGACAACCAAGCAAUCCAGACUAUGACAAUGAUGGGUUUGGUGAAAUUCCAAACAAGUCACAAAUUCCUGGGGACAUUACCAAUCCCCAAAGAGGUUUGCCACCACCUGGUAGACAGCCAAACAGGUUCAACCCAGAAAGACCUCAGGGGAACUACCUGCCACCAAGAUUCCCUGAUAAUUGAUUUGGAUUAACUCAUUAUAUAUCAAAGAAAUUGCGUUACUUGACCUUUGCUUUGAUGAUAAAUAAACAAUAUAUUGAAGUCCUUA